Messenger RNA from Vigna radiata var. radiata (mung bean), 960 nucleotides. RefSeq lists its product as uncharacterized. The record is from RefSeq and is a predicted model, not a curated record. The transcript has 2 exons. NCBI's taxonomy places the organism in Eukaryota, Viridiplantae, Streptophyta, Magnoliopsida, Fabales, Fabaceae. Bases 476 to 928 code for a protein of 150 amino acids.
CAUAUUUCACACAUUACUAAAAUAUAAAAUGAAUUUACAUUCUUUUUUGAGAAAAAGGAUUUCAAUUCCACAUGUAAAUUCAUCUUAACCCUUAAUAUAUAUAUAGUUUUUGUAAUUUAUAAAUAAUAUAUAUAUGUAUGUGGUAUGAACAGAAUUUGGAGAAACUAAUUGCCACUAUUUCUGACUAGAGUGAAUUAAUUGGUAGCAUCUGAAUCACGCUUUUCCAAAUUUCAACUAUUUUGUUGCCAUUUGGUUAAGUUGCAGAGUCCUUUUGCUUAUUCCAUGCACAUGCUAUGCUGAAUCAAAUUCAAACAUUGAAAACAUAAUUAUAAACAGAAGAAAAUAGCAUGUAACUUUUGACCUACGUUAUCCGUUCUAGAAAGGAAAACCACACUGCAAAACUUGGUGAAUCUCAUUGCCUUUCAAAGGUAGUUAAAGUUAUCAACGAAAAUUUACAUUCUCCAAAAUAAAGAACAUGUCAUUUUCAAGAACAGUUUAUACGCAUCAAACUUCAAGCAGGAUUUGCAAAUUUAAUCUUCAUCUUGGGUGUAACCAAGCUACCAACCAGGUUCGUCCAGAUGCAGCUUCUGAUGAAUCACCUGAUGUACAACACUAUCCACAGCUUGACCAUGGAGGGUGGUCAAGGCGUGGUCGUGAGUUUUGUGAGGCGAGAAGAGCGUUUCUGAACAGUUACCAUUUGAGUUUGGAAAGAAACAACAAUGGAAGAAGCUUCAAGGAAAAGUUGAAGAAAUCGGUGAAGGAGGUUAACGAAGCAGCCAUGGGAGUUGUUUUGAGCAUGCAUCGUAGGGUGCUGUCUAAGAGACGACUUAAAAUAAGAGUUUUUAGGAUCAGAAUGACGUCACACUCGCUGGCUCUUGUUACCAUUAGAUGUUUCAUUCCAUGGAUCAACAAAAAUGACAUUAUGUGAACAUCAUGUUUCUAAUGUUACUCUUAAAUUUG